AUGUCUUUCCCAUCCGCACCCGCAUCUUCACCUUCCAGGAAUCUCCCCAAAAAACCCUCGAAAAACAAAAAAUCCUCGCGCGCGGAUAAUCUCCCAGGUAGUUCCAACAGCCAGUACGCACUCCCCGGCAGCGAAACCUCUGGAUACGAUUUCGAGAUUUUCGAAGACCCGCGCUGUGCGAUCUGUGAUGGAGAUUUGCCUCCUACUGAGAGACCACAAUCUCACCUCACCCCCCAACUCUGCGCGUCCUGCCACCUGCAAGUCACGCAUCUCAAAAACGAGCGCGAGAAACUCCUCCGUCAGCAGCGCAAAAAACAACUCGCCCAAAUGCACGAGGCACUCGAAGCGGUUUCCGCACAGGCGGAGUUGAGACGCGUGUUGACGGAUGGGAAUGAGAGGUUACGGGGAGAAAUCGAGGAGAUUGAGAGGGAGAUGGAGGGGUUGCAGGGAGGAGUGAGUGAGGAGAUGAGUAGAGAGGGUUAG
Molecule: messenger RNA, 483 nt
Organism: Botrytis byssoidea
Lineage: Eukaryota; Fungi; Ascomycota; Leotiomycetes; Helotiales; Sclerotiniaceae
Exons: 2
Coding region: 1-483 (160 amino acids)
Source: RefSeq, a predicted model, not a curated record